Molecule: messenger RNA, 2031 nt
Organism: Labeo rohita (rohu)
Lineage: Eukaryota; Metazoa; Chordata; Actinopteri; Cypriniformes; Cyprinidae
Gene: mindy4b
Product: MINDY family member 4B
Exons: 11
Coding region: 128-1663 (511 amino acids)
Biological process (GO): protein K48-linked deubiquitination
Molecular function (GO): cysteine-type deubiquitinase activity; K48-linked deubiquitinase activity
Source: RefSeq, a predicted model, not a curated record
UGGAACAUCCCAUGUGCCAAUGUUAUUGGUAAUCGUUAUUUCGAUAAUUGAUACUUCAGACACUGUGCUCUCAGGUGGCCGUAUGUCAUUUCUCCCAUGACAUGCAGUCAGCCAAUCAGAUGAGAGUAUGCUUGUGCCUGCGUGGCUGCAAUCCUCUCAACAAACACAGACUGGAGAAGAGGUGUGUGUGUUUGCUACAACAUUACCUUUGCAUUUAACUGGGCAUAUCACAAAUGUCAUGUGUGAAACAGAAUUUACAUGCAGUGGUAGAGUGCAUGUAAAGGCCAUAAUGACGGAUUAUCAGGACCUUCUGCAAACCAUCAAGAGUUUGCAGCACUCCAGACUGAGCUAUAUAGAGCUUCUUCAAGAGGAGGUGAAGAGAAACCAAGAUAGACCUAGUGAGAAGAUCAAAUCUGAAGAGGACAGUGACGACUCCUCUAGACCUGCCACUUCAUCCCAUCACAUCAGCGCACAGAACGACCAAUUCACAGCACCCUACUCCAUUCCUCAAACCCUCACAGUGUCUCCAAGUCUGGGUGGGCAACCGCUGUCACCAGAGCUGGCGGUGAGUUUAAGAAAAAUUUUAUUUGGGAAUACCUUCCAUAUAUUCAGCUAUGAGUGGAAGAAAUCAUUCUUCAAGUUUCGGGAGCCUUUCUCUGACAUGGCUUAUGCUCUGGAGACUGAGAGGGUGGGAGGAGCCUGUGCUGUUCAGAUGGUGGUUCAGGCUCAUAUUAUUAAAUAUUUGCUCUUCAACCGGCCAGAGAACUCAGAUUGCACGAUGCAAAGUAUGGUAACGCUAGGGGAGAAGGAGCAGAGGAAGGCACUGGCAGCCGCUUUAACUGACAUCUUGUGGACAGCUGGUGAGGAGCAGACAGCUACCGUCUGCUUGGUCACGUCAGAGUGCUGUUUUACCCCCCACAUGGACUACAAACUGGACAACUUCACAGAGAGGUUGCAGCUUUUCACCUUUAAGAAGAAAGAAGAUAUUAGAUCAUUUAUAUGCGAACACAUCCAAUGUUUUAAGGAAGAAGGAAGUCAUGGAAUCAUACUUUUUCUGUAUAGCCUUAUCUUCUCCCGGACUAUUGACAGCAUACGGGCAGACUUCGAUUGUACCACCACUCAUCUUUUGCAUUUGAGCUUGGGGAACUUCGUUUGUCGACAGGCUUUAUUAAAUCUGCUGUUGACUGGCCGUGCGGCCCCUCAUGUCUUUAAUGGUACAUCACUGAAUGAUGAGCAAGACAAAGCACUUGCCCAGGCUCUCCAUGGGGUUCUGACUCGCAGUCAUGUUGGAUAUCUGCUCUGGAACAGAGAACAAGUCAACCAUGCACAGCUUCCCGUGGUGGGCAGCAUGCUGAAAACCCCCAAGCUGCCUAUCUGGGUGUGCAACAUCAAUGGCACCUACAGUGUUUUGUUCAGCCCAAACCGUUCAUUGCUCUCUGACUGGAAAAUGGAGCAUCUUUUCCAGCUUUACUUCUACAAUGGCCAACCAACUCAGCUCAAAACAACAAUGCUCACCAUAGAUACACAUUCCCAUCACUGGGAGGCUGAAAAUAAUGACAUUCAAGGAGACCCAGAAAAAAAGUUUCCAUCUGUAGAGAUGACCAUUAGGACCAAGUGGGAGGGAGCUGUUAUUGGCUGGAAUGGGACAGUGCCUUUUUUCUGAAGAGGUUUAAAACAGGGUCACCUGAUUUGUAGCAUACAUCUCCUGGCCUGCAAUAUAGAAUAUUUUAUAGACUGAUAUACAUUUUGAUUUGGGACCUAAUUUUGACUUUCGUUUUGGCUUGUAAAUCUUAAUAACAUGAUUAACCAUUCACAACCUACCCAUUUGACCAUCUCAACAUCUUAGCAUUUAAACAAAAGUGAAAAACUUACAUAUGUAAGACAUGACAAAGAAGCAAAGUAUUUUGAUGGUUAGAAAUACAUUCAAAUCUGGUUUACACGUCUCAUAGAUAUUGAACUCUUUUUUUGGUGCCUAAAUGAUUUAGCCUCCACACAUGUUCUUCUAUUCGGAUCCGAUAUGGGUGCAAAUUG